GAAAAAGGCGCCGAGCGAUAUAGCGUCGAUGAUUGACGCGCUGGACGAUGAGGAUGAGCGCGAUGGUGGGUCGCAGGCCGGACCGUCGAAGGCGUUGGCGGCGUUCCGGGGCGAAGACGCUAAAGCCAACCUGCCGGUGUCCAUCUUCGGUAGACACGCAAACGCGGCGACUGGGGCGAAUAUCGCGAAGAGAUUGGCGAGCGAAUGGCCGGAGCCGGAGUGGCGAGCGCCGUGGAAGCUUUAUCGUGUGAUUUCGGGACACCAAGGGUGGGUGAGAUCGUGCGCCGUCGACCCGGGGAACGAGUGGUUCGUCACGGGCAGCGCAGAUCGCACCAUCAAGGUUUGGGACUUGGCGAGUGGCAGCUUGAAGCUCACUUUGACCGGUCACAUCGAACAAGUCACCGGUAUCGUGGUGAGCCAGAGGCAUCCGUACAUGUUCUCGUGCGGUUUGGAUAAAAAAGUCAAGUGCUGGGACUUGGAGUACAACAAGGUGAUUCGUAACUAUCACGGGCACCUUUCGGGAGUGUAUUCGAUCGCGAUGCACCCGACUUUAGAUCUGUUGAUGACGGGCGGUCGAGACAGUGUGUGCAGAGUUUGGGACAUGCGCACAAAGAGACAAGUGUACUGCCUCACUGGACACGAGAACACCGUUGGAUCCAUAUUAGCGCAAGACGAGAAUCCGCAGCUCGUCACCGGUUCGUACGACAGCACGGUUCGCUUGUGGGACUUGGCGACUGGUAAAACGAUACAUACACUGACUCAUCACAAGAAGGGCGUGCGUGCUAUGGCGAUGCACAAGAAGGAAUUCGCAUUCGUUUCCGCUUCAGCUGACAACAUUAAAAAAUUUUCGUGCCACGGUGACUUCAUGCACAACAUGUUGAGCAAACAGAAUUCCAUCGUGAACACGCUGUCUAUGAACGACGAUGAUGUUGUCUUUAGCGGUGGUGAUAACGGUAGCAUGUGUUUUUGGGACUACAAGUCUGGGCAUUGCUUCCAACAAGAAAAGGCGUUGGUGCAACCCGGUUCGUUGGAAGCCGAAUGCGGGAUCUACGCCUCCACUUUUGACGUCACCGGUUCGCGCUUGAUCACGUGCGAGGCCGACAAAACGAUCAAGAUGUGGAAGGAGGACACCGAGGCUACGCCUGAGAGUGCGCCGAUUCUUCCCUUUGCCCCACCCAAGAAUAUUCGGCGAAGUUGA
Messenger RNA from Ostreococcus lucimarinus CCE9901, 1198 nucleotides. RefSeq lists its product with no specific name. Gene Ontology annotation, molecular function: protein binding. NCBI's taxonomy places the organism in Eukaryota, Viridiplantae, Chlorophyta, Mamiellophyceae, Mamiellales, Bathycoccaceae. The record is from RefSeq and is a predicted model, not a curated record. Gene Ontology annotation, biological process: mRNA splicing, via spliceosome. The transcript has a single exon. Bases 29 to 1198 code for a protein of 389 amino acids. Gene Ontology annotation, cellular component: precatalytic spliceosome; Prp19 complex; catalytic step 2 spliceosome.